Messenger RNA from Ceraceosorus bombacis, 888 nucleotides. Lineage: Eukaryota; Fungi; Basidiomycota; Exobasidiomycetes; Ceraceosorales; Ceraceosoraceae. The record is from the annotation of a GenBank genome assembly.
AUGAGCAGCCCAGCUCAAGAGAGUUGGCGCGCCGCACUCGAGCACAAUAGAGACGUCAUCAUGAAGGUGUCUGGACUGGAUGUCUUGCCGUCUGAGCUAGAAAAGGAGCUUAUCGGCGCCCAUCACUGGAUUUGCGAGGCAGGAAAAAACAUUGCGAGAGCUCCGAGGGACACAGCGAAGCAAGACAAGGCGAAGGAGCAAGACGAGGUGGUGCGAACGCAAGCGACAGAGAUCAAGCGCUUGAAUGUGAGUCUCCAUUCGUUUGUAUCAAGUUGAUCCACUUCUCUGACCGCUGUCAUGUGUUGCAGGCCAUCAUCGACGCCCUGCUCGCGGGCCGAGCCGCAGAGAGCGCAGACAAGCAAGCUGAUCGUUAAUGUCAGAUCGCUUUGAGUAGAUAAAGCCGGAAAGACCGAGGGUCAUUAUCUGCAGGUAAGUAGGCGCAAGGGCUGAUGUGGUCUGCGGUGGAGGGUCCAGCUGAAUGCGAGAAGACUGAGGUCCAGCCUACCUUUCCUGUCUGUCGAAGCCUCACCACAAUUCAUCGCACUCGACUGCUCCUCUAUGUCGCGCACUCUCAAAGCCCCUCUCGGCACGACAUCACCUACAUUCAUCAUCAUCAAGGUGUAGAAUCAAGGCGGAUCUGCCUGUCGUGAGUAGCGUCGAGCUCGUCAACUCAGGGCGGGACCCCAUGCUACGCCGCACAGCUCUCGUCUCAAACGCUACUCUUCGUCUGGGUACAGUGUCUCCCAAUCGUUCCAUCCUCAGCGAUAUGCUGCUCUUGAGCAAGAAGAAGGUCGCAACUUGACCCUUGUCCUCAUCGAAGUCUCUCUCGCCAGGACACUAUCCAAUCACCCUCGUCCGUACAAGCUCCGUCCCAUCAAGCGACCGUAA